Molecule: messenger RNA, 1797 nt
Organism: Salvia hispanica
Lineage: Eukaryota; Viridiplantae; Streptophyta; Magnoliopsida; Lamiales; Lamiaceae
Product: MLO-like protein 6
Biological process (GO): defense response
Cellular component (GO): membrane
Source: RefSeq, a predicted model, not a curated record
CUUGAUGAUCACAUCACAUCUUAGUUUCAAUUCUUACAUCUAAAAAAAUCAUUUAAUUCAUCAGAUUUUUUGUACUGGAAUCGAUAUUGAGUCUUAAUCAAGCAGUGGAAUUUAUUGGGAGCGGUGAAAAUGGCCGGAGGUAGCGGGAGGUCGCUGGAGCAAACGCCGACGUGGGCGGUGGCCGUCGUGUGCUUCGCGUUGGUUGCGGUUUCGAUCCUGAUCGAGCACAUCAUCUACUUAAUAGGAAAGUGGUUGAAGUCGAAGAACAAAAGAGCUCUGUUUGAAGCGCUUGAAAAGAUUAAGUCUGAGUUGAUGCUGCUGGGGUUUAUAUCGCUGCUGCUAACAGUUGGGCAGACUCCGAUAUCUAAUAUAUGUAUAUCGAAGUCGGCUGGUGCGUCGUGGCAUCCGUGCAGCAAAAGCGAGGAGGAGUCGAAGGCGGUAGGCGAGGGCGACGAAGAGGAGAGCCACCGGAGAAGACUCCUGUGGAUAGAAGGCGGGGCUAGGCGGAUAUUGGCCGGCGGCGGCAGCGACAAAUGCGCUGAAAAGGGGAAAGUACCAUUUGUAUCAUCGGAUGGAAUACAUCAGCUGCAUAUCUUCAUCUUCGUUUUGGCCGUUUUUCAUGUCCUUUAUUGUAUCAUCACCAUGGCCUUGGGAAGAGCUAAGAUGAAAAGUUGGAAAGCAUGGGAGAAAGAAACAACGACCGCAGAGUACCAAUUUGCACACGACCCGGAGAGAUUCAGAUUUGCAACACAAACAUCAUUUGGAAGGAGACACCUGAGCUUCUGGAGCAAAACUCCUAUUCUACUAUGGAUUGUUAGUUUCUUCCGACAAUUUGUAAGAUCUGUUCCAAAAGUGGAUUACUUGACUCUUCGGCAUGGAUUUAUCACGGCACACCUUGCACCCCAAAGCCAUGAGCAAUUUGAUUUUCAGAAAUAUAUCAAUAGAUCGCUUGAAGAGGACUUCAAAGUGGUUGUCGGAAUUAGUCCACCAAUUUGGUUUCUCGCUGUGUUAUUCUUGCUCGCCAGUAAGCACGGCUGGUAUUCUUAUCUUUGGCUACCAUUCAUCCCCUUGAUUGUGAUAUUAGUAGUGGGGACGAAGCUACAAGUGAUAAUUUCCAAAAUGGCUCUCAGAAUACAAGAAAGGGGUGAAGUCGUUAAAGGCGUUCUUGUGGUUCAACCGGGAGAUGACCUUUUCUGGUUUAAUCGUCCACGCCUUGUACUCUACCUUAUUAAUUUUGUACUUUUUCAGAAUGCGUUUCAACUCGCCUUCUUUGCAUGGAGUUGGUUUGAAUUCGGAUUAAAAUCGUGCUUUCAUGAGCACGUGGAGGAUAUCGUAAUCAGGAUCUCAAUGGGGAUUCUCAUACAAAUACUUUGCAGCUAUGUGACUCUCCCACUUUAUGCCCUUGUCACUCAGAUGGGAUCAAACAUGAAACCGACGAUAUUCAACGAUAGAGUAGCGAGGGCGCUAAGAAACUGGCACCACACGGCCAGGAAACACGUAAAAGAAAGCCGGCAAACGACUCCGUUGUCGAGCCGGCCUGCGACGCCCUCGCGCCACACGUCGCCCAUCCACCUCCUCCGCCACUACUGCCCCGAAAUGGACAACUCCGACACGGAAUCGCCGUCUCCCAGCCGGUUCCAGCGCCCUGUCUCCCAUAUGGAUGCAGAGGUGGAGCUCAGCUCCUCACAAGAUCAUCACAUCACUAUUCACGUCUCUAAGGAAUUCUCCUUUGACAAGAGACCCACACAAAGUAAUUGAUCAUACAUUCCCAUUAUUAUAUUAUUUGUUUUUCUUCUA